GGUGGCUGAAGGGGGAAGAGUGAGCAGCUAGUUCGGUGUCAGUCUCAAAACUAGGACUAGAACUUUGUUAUGACACGCGAAACCGGAGCGGUUCGGAUCAGUUAUCAACGAUAAUCGACUGCGCGGUCGCGGGAGAGCGGUUCGGCUCGGUUUUGACCCUCGGGAGGAGUUUUAGGAGCAGGAGAAUGAGUUUGAACGAGCACUCUCUGCAGGCGCUGUCAUGGAGAAAACUCUACUUGAGUCGAGCCAAGCUGAAGGCCACCAGCAGAACCUCCGCUCUGCUCUCCGGGUUCGCCAUGGUGGCGAUGGUGGAGGUCCAGUUGGAGCGAGAUUACUCGUACCCUCCAGGUUUGCUGAUAGCGUUUAGCGCCUGCACCACCAUCCUGGUGGCCGUGCAUCUCUUCGCUUUAAUGAUCAGCACCUGCAUCCUGCCCAACCUGGAGGCGGUCAGCAACGUCCACAACCUCAAUUCGGUCAAGGAGUCGCCCCACGAGCGGAUGCAUCGCCACAUCGAGCUGGCCUGGGCCUUCUCCACCGUCAUCGGCACCUUCCUCUUUCUAGCGGAGGUGCUGCUGCUCUGCUGGGUGAAGUUCCUUCCGCUGAAGAAGCACGACAACGGCCAAACGCUGACAGACAACUCCACGGUCAGCGCCGGAGAAGCCGCGGCCUACGCGUCGACGGCCAUCAUAGUUCCCUGCGGCCUCGUCCUCAUCGUCUUUGCCGUGCAUUUCUACCGCUCGCUCGUUAGCCACAAAACUGACCGGCAGUUCCAGGAGCUGGAGGAGUUGUCCAACAUCACGCGCCUCCAGAACGAGCUGGACCAUCGGGUGGAUGCGCCAAACAUUCAGACGGCUCCGGGACUCUUCCCCUAGGGUGGACGCGGUUGGCUUCCGGUCUGACCGUUCGCCAGCUAGACACACAGUAACUUAUGGAAAAAUCAGAUUUAUACAGUUUUCUAAUUCAAAUGUAGUCGAUCAGCCAGAAAGUUGUUUUUAGUUUUAGCGCUGGAGCUACGAGGCUAAUGAUGCUAACAAGUAAUAGAUGCUUGUACUCCACUUAGGCUGUGUUCACAUGACCAGGCUGAAGUGGCAUAAAUCCAGAUUUUUUCAGAUCUGAUUAUUUCAGAGCAGUGUGGACACACAUCUGAUCUUUUCAGAUCACUUUAAUAUGUGGUUCUUGAUCAGAUAUGUUUCCGAUUCAUGGUAGUGCGAUCUUAAAGUGAACGCUCAGAUCAGAAAUCGUGUGCUCAUCACGGUGCAUCUUCAUUCGGCGUUACCAUGGCAACAGGGCCGAAACUGAGGUUGGUUUCAGAAAACAUUGCAAAAGUAUCUGAUCCUAUUUCACUUUCAUCUCGUGCCAAUAAUGACGCAAAUAAUGACGCUUAUCAUCGUGAUGAAGGCUUGUUUUGGUGCAUGUGAUUCAUUCAGGUGACGUUAUUGAUUAGCAUGUGCGCCUGCGGGUCGUUUCAGAAAGCAGGUUCACAUUAAUGACAGAUUUUCGUCACUUAUCUACUGAAUUGUGAACCGAUGAGUCAGAAAGAUUCGGAUCUGGGCAAAAAAUCUGAAUUGAACAAUGAGGCUCAUAAUGUGAACGUAACUUUAGCAUCAUGCAAACUGGAUUCCUGAAGCCCCUUUCACACGUGCACUAUUACACGGGAAUUUUAACGUUAAUUAAACAUCAAUUUCCCUUUUUUUGGACCAUUAUUGUGAUUAUUUUAUAUAAUUUAAGGUCCUGGGCUGAUAUUACGGAAACACCCUCUCUCUGAAUUCAUGACUGGAUUUAGAACAGUAGCUAAUACAGACAAAGCUGUCUGAUCAAAAAUAAUGACAAGAUUGUUUCAUGAAUCUUUUUCCACGAAGUUGAGAUGCUUGCAGCUGUUGCGGCUGAGUUUGAAGUGAGUUGCAGGACACUUUACUAUAUAAGUUUGUAAUCUGAUCCUAACUCCAGAUAAGAAGACAGUGUUAGGCUGGCUUUACGCGGUGAAACAUCCAUGCAACUUCACUUGCUUUAAAUAUACAUGAAACUAAAAUGCACUUGAGUUUUAUACUAUAAAGCAUCCUGCAACUCGCUUGAAAUCUCAGCCGAAAAAACUUUUAUUAAACAGUCAAGUUAUUUUUGAUUGGGCGUAUAGUUUUGGUACAUUGAUCAAUAAAUGACAAUUUUACAGGUCCAGUAGCAACAUCUUAUUAAUCAUGCGGGAUACUGUGGUGACUAUCUAGCAAUCUCCUAGCAACCACCUGGGAUAUCAUUGCAGCACCCCUAGCAACCAUCCUAGCAGCUAUUGUAAAAUACCAUAAUAACUGCUUGGCAACACCCUAGCAACCAUCUGGGAAUUGCUUAAGCUCUUUUAGAUUUUGGUGUGAACAGUUCCUGGGAACUGAACGUGUGAAGGAGACUUAGACUUAGAAUGAAAUCAGACUACUGUGUUUAGCUCUGCUAAUGUACUUCAGUCCAUGUUUAUAGGUAACAGUGAGUCAUACAGUGUCAGAAACCACAGAAUCAAGACUGUUAUUGAUUACUGAACAACCUUAGAGACAGUAUGUGAUGAUUUAGGUACACAGUUAGCACUGUGCUAAUCGCUAAUAUGAGCUUCCUUUACUUCUUAGCUAUGUUAGCCUUGUAGCUCUAGUGCUAAAACUAAAGAAGCAAACUUGUCAUGACUGACUGAUCGACUACAUUUGGAGUGGAGGUGUUGGGGUUGUAUACAUUUUUAUUUUUUUGCUGGACUGUCCCUAGAAUUUUAUAUCGGCUGGUUCUUCCAAUAGGACAACUUUUAAAAUGUUUCAUACACCGUUUCUUGAUUUCUUGAAGCUUCUUCAGCAGAAUGGAACGGAAAUAUAAAAAUAUUUUGAUUUGAUUUUUAAUUUUUUUUUAUUUUAUUUUUUAUUUUUGCAUGCUCAGACUGCAAGAGUACAGUACGUUAUUAAUUUACUUAAUUAGUACUUUUUGUGACGCUCUUUUGUGUGUGAAUCUACAGAUGUGGUCUUUUUUCUCCAAAAUCUGAGCUGUUUUGAAGAGCCAGUGCCGUCAUGAUGUUUCGACAAGAUAUACGUUGUCUCUGAUGGCAUAAUGUUUAAAGAUGUGCCAAAAUAAUCUAUGUAAUAUUCAUAUUUCCCAAUGUACAGUAUCUCUGCUAACGUUAUUUUUUAGUCCUUAAUAAUGUUUAUUCUUAUGUGGCAGAAAUAUGGGAAUUAGCCAGGAUCAGUAGAUUUACAGUGGUCCCUAUUUUAAAGUUAAAGCAGAAUUCCACUAUUUUUUUCAGAAUUUCCCCCAUAAUUCAGUGUGUGAGGUGUAAACAGAGAGAUUCAGAGUGGUUUGGUGUGAAAUGGUUCAGAUGUCUUUACAGUGGUGG
This is a messenger RNA of Colossoma macropomum (tambaqui), 3352 nucleotides long. It is a transcript of the gene orai1a, whose product is annotated as ORAI calcium release-activated calcium modulator 1a. The record is from RefSeq and is a predicted model, not a curated record. Gene Ontology annotation, biological process: store-operated calcium entry. The transcript is spliced from 2 exons. Gene Ontology annotation, cellular component: membrane. Lineage: Eukaryota; Metazoa; Chordata; Actinopteri; Characiformes; Serrasalmidae. The coding region runs from base 186 to 872 and encodes 228 amino acids. Gene Ontology annotation, molecular function: store-operated calcium channel activity.